Messenger RNA from Rattus rattus (black rat), 2781 nucleotides. It is a transcript of the gene Wdr20, whose product is annotated as WD repeat domain 20. The record is from RefSeq and is a predicted model, not a curated record. NCBI's taxonomy places the organism in Eukaryota, Metazoa, Chordata, Mammalia, Rodentia, Muridae. Gene Ontology annotation, molecular function: protein binding. The coding region runs from base 65 to 1960 and encodes 631 amino acids. The transcript has 6 exons.
GGACGGCGCCUGCGCGGUGGGCGUGAUCCGGGCACUUAGGGCAGGAUGAACGCUGCUUUCCAAGAUGGCGACGGAGGGAGGAGGGAAGGAGAUGAACGAGAUUAAGACCCAAUUCACCACCCGGGAAGGUCUGUACAAGCUGCUGCCGCACUCGGAGUACAGCCGGCCCAACCGGGUGCCCUUCAACUCGCAGGGAUCCAACCCUGUCCGCGUCUCCUUCGUAAACCUCAACGACCAGUCUGGCAACGGCGACCGCCUCUGCUUCAAUGUGGGCCGGGAGCUCUACUUCUAUAUCUACAAGGGGGUCCGCAAGGCUGCUGACUUGAGUAAACCAAUAGAUAAAAGGAUAUACAAAGGAACACAGCCCACUUGUCAUGACUUCAACCACCUAACAGCCACAGCAGAGAGCGUCUCUCUCCUAGUGGGCUUUUCCGCAGGCCAAGUCCAGCUUAUAGACCCAAUCAAGAAAGAAACCAGCAAGCUAUUUAAUGAGGAAACCCUUCCCUUGCCCACCUGCCACAUCAUGAGAACAUACUUGCGUGCCCCAGCUCUGCCUGAUGUCUGGUGCUGGUACAUAACACCCUCAGACGUGUGGAGAGAAUGGACUGUAAGUUCUUCAUGUGCGCUGCAGAUAGAAAGACUAAUAGACAAGUCACGCGUAACCUGUGUCAAAUGGGUUCCUGGUUCGGAAAGCCUUUUCCUAGUAGCCCAUUCAAGUGGGAGCAUGUACUUAUAUAACGUGGAGCACACUUGUGGCACCACAGCCCCCCACUACCAGCUCCUGAAGCAGGGAGAGAGCUUUGCGGUGCACACUUGCAAGAGCAAAUCCACGAGGAACCCUCUCCUUAAGUGGACAGUGGGCGAGGGGGCCCUCAACGAGUUUGCUUUCUCCCCAGAUGGCAAGUUCUUAGCGUGUGUGAGCCAGGACGGGUUUCUGCGUGUGUUCAACUUUGACUCAGUGGAGCUGCACGGUACAAUGAAAAGCUACUUUGGGGGCUUGCUUUGUGUGUGCUGGAGCCCAGAUGGCAAGUACAUUGUGACAGGUGGAGAGGACGACUUGGUGACAGUUUGGUCCUUUCUAGACUGCCGAGUAAUAGCUAGAGGCCAUGGGCACAAGUCCUGGGUCAGUGUUGUAGCAUUUGAUCCCUAUACUACUAGUGUAGAAGAAAGUGAUCCUUUGGAGUUUAGUGGCAGUGACGAGGACUUCCGGGACCUUCUUCACUUUGGCAGAGAUCGAGCGAACAGUACACAAUCUAGGCUAUCCACACGGAACUCUACAGACAGCCGCCCUGUAAGUGUUACGUAUCGGUUUGGUUCAGUGGGCCAGGAUACACAGCUGUGCUUAUGGGACCUUACAGAAGACAUCCUUUUCCCUCACCAGCCCCUCUCAAGAGCAAGGACACACACAAAUGUUAUGAAUGCCACAAGUCCGCCUGCCGGAAGCAAUGGGAACAGUGUCACUACACCUGGGGACUCUGGGCCCCCUCCAUUACCUCGGUCCAAUAGCCUUCCACACUCAGCAGUCUCCAAUGCUGGUAGCAAAAGCAGCGUCAUGGACGGGGCCAUUGCUUCUGGGGUCAGCAAGUUUGCAACUUUGUCGCUACAUGACCGGAAGGAGAGACACCACGAGAAAGACCAUAAACGAAAUCAUAGUAUGGGACACAUUUCCAGCAAGAGCAGUGACAAACUGAACCUAGUUACUAAAGCCAAAACGGACCCAGCUAAAACUCUGGGGACAUCCCUGUGUCCUCGGAUGGAAGAUGUUCCCUUGUUAGAGCCACUGAUCUGUAAAAAGAUAGCUCAUGAGAGACUGACGGUAUUGGUUUUUCUUGAAGACUGUCUAGUCACUGCUUGUCAGGAGGGAUUUAUUUGCACAUGGGCAAGGCCUGGUAAAGUGCCGGCAGAGCAGUUCUGCAGGCAGGAGGACAGAGUGCAAGGUGUUCUCCAAGACCAGAACUAAAGGGCUUGUUGUCAUCCCCAAACCAGGCCAGUUCUCCAGGUGGGACUGUAGUGUAGCAGUUACACUGCUGCUGCCGGGCUCCCCGGACACGCGUGGACCGAGGGAGUGACAGACGACUACGGAGCCAUGAGCUGCGCUGGAGCCACAGGCAGGCGGCAGGAAGCAGCGGCCGGCAGGGCUGUGUGGAGCUGCUAAACCCAAAGAGUUGUUCCCUUUAAAGCCAGUCUGUGGGGCUGCAGUAAGGACUGAAGUGGAUUUCCUGCUUCUACUCUACACUCAAUGUAACUAAACCCACAUAUAAUAUAUAUAUACAUAUAUACAUAGUGUAAAUAAGUGUUUCUCGAACAGGAAACCUUAAAUCGAGCUGUUCUGAAUAGCACUUGGCUCUGGUUUUGCACUGAUCUGAUUUAUACUUUAGGUGGUCAUCAGACGCCUGGGGUGCACUCGUGGAGACAGUUGUCACCAUCUGACUUAACACGUGCUGCAGAAAGACAGAUGCUGCAAUCAUGACUUAAAAAUUGUUUGCACUUAAAAUAGUUUAAUGCUAAUAGACAAUGACUUUAAAUAUGGGGGUAGCGGACUCCCAGCCUCCACGAUACAGAGUGGAGAUAAAAACCCUUUUUAUCUGUUAACAUUUAUUUUAGUACUGUUGUUUCCGAUGCAAUCAAGUCUGUAUUAUAUGUGUAAAUAAUGUAAUUCUGAAAUGGGGGAAAUAGUCACUCCCACUAGUAAUUUUCAUCAUUUAAGAGUGAUAUUUCUAAUUCACAAAAACAUUAAUAUUAAAAUUAUCUUGAAUAUACUAUUUGUUUAUCCUUUUUUAA